GCACACAGUUUUCAUAAGUAUGCAAUGGCACAUGAAGUAGAACCCCCUUUUUUCAAUAAUAAAUAAAUGGAAACAAAAAUAAUAAAAAUGGAUCGAAAGCAAAAACACAGCAAAGAUUUGAUUUGAAUUUGAUUUGAAUUUGAAAAUUCGAAAACGCAAUAUUUUGUGACGACAAUUGAACGCAUCCACUCGGUCAAGGAGAAGUGAAAUCGAAGCGACGCAUUCAUUCCAUUCUGACGUUUCAUCCAGUGACGAUACUAAUGGUUUUGUUUAUUUUGCUCUCAUCAACAUCUGUCCUCAAAAUGUUGAUGGAAUACGGUAUAUUUCGUGAUCAACAUGCAAGUGAAUAAUUCCAAUCAAACUGUUAAUCGCUGGAGUGAAGCACCGUGUUCGAUUUAAAGUGCAAAUUUGCAUAGUAUCCGGUGAAAUAGAGUGUACAAAAGACAUUGAGUAAACCAUAAAUUUUUUGGAUAAAAAAAACACUGCGUAUUUGAUGUGUGUGUGUUUCCUUGUCGUGCUUCCUACAUCCUUCUCACUUGCGCCACCGUCAAUAUUUACAUAGUUCGCGCGACAUAUUUGACUUUGUAACACCAAUACAAUCACAGUGGAUAUUCGCGAAUAUUGCGCGCAUCGGCAUAACAAUUGAAACGCACACUUGCCCGCACACAUACAUACGUGCACGGGACGAUGUGAAACGUGUUCGGAUACGGCGUUUAGAAAAGGAAACAAUAAAUUAUACGCAGUUAAAUUCAGCAGGCAAUAACAUCGUCGUCAUCAUCAUCAACAUCAUCACCACCAAAUCGUAUCGGCACGCAAUUUCGACGGAUGCGCUUCACUGUGUAUCCGUGUGUGUUUGUGUGCUGUUUUUGUUAUUUUUUCAUUUCUCUGUGAUUCAUUUCGCAAGCGUGUCAUGUUAAUGUAGUUGAGCAAACAAAAGCAUAUACACAUACGCAUCUUGCUCGGUGCAGAGCAUAAAAAGAUUUUUUUAAUGCGUCAUACAGGUGCAAGUUGAAUAUAGUGUAAAACGCAACGGAGAGGAAGAGAGACAUCGACUAAAGGCAAGGAUAAUAGUAUAAUAAUCAUAAGACGUGUAAAAUAAUUGCCACUGUGUCCCCGUGAAUGCAUACACACACACACACAGAGAGAGAGAGAGAGAGAGUGGGCAAGCGAGAGACUUUGGAAAAUUAAAGACGUUCGAAACGCGAAACUAAAAAACAAAAGGAAUCGGCCAACUAGUCGAACCAGCGCACGGCAAAACGAAACAGAGUGGAAAAGAGAGAAUUAAGAGAAGAACGUACGCAUAACAUAAAACAUUGCAUAAAACAACGACGACAUAACAAGGAGAACCAGAAGGCUUUUACCAUACGAAUGAUCGUAUAAAACGUAGCAACGGUGAACGAGCGACAGAGCAAAACUGCAACUCGAUUAAUGGCAUCAAGCAAUAGCGAAAAAGUGCAGCACUAAAUAAAAACGCGAAUCAAAUGAAAGACAUACACACACGAAACAAAAGGCAGCAGCAAAAGCGGCAGCAGGCAAAGAGGCGAACAGCGACAACAAGAAGAAGCACAGUGCCAGCAUUCAUCGAGUGCAUCAAAUAAGUGAACUGCAUUUCGAUACAUUCAAUUCAAGUGGUUAACUCGUGAAGUUUGCGCGCGCUAAAACACGGAUUGUUUCUAGUUCUCUCUGUCGAGCAAAACAACAAAAAAAAAUUGGAAGAAAGAAGAAAUAAUGUCGGCCUCCACAUCAACAUCAUCAUAUCUUGCUGCAGUCGCAUCUCGUCCACCAACUCCAUUUAAUUGUGAUGACGAAAUUGUGAAAUUGUUUCCAUUAAAAAGUAUUUCGGAUGUGGUACGUUUGUUUCAAGUGCAUUUGGAAACGGCAAAAGAGCCCGAUUUAACGUUGCUCUCCAUUGUGACGGGCAUCAUUGAAAAUACAUUGACUAGUCAUGAGUUGACAGGCAAGUGCAAUGCAAACUCAUUCGCAGCCAACGCUGACACUGCAACAUUGAACAAUAACAAUGCAGAACCAACGAAUAACAACAGCAGCAGCACCGCUGUUGACGCUUUGACCGAAACCAAAACCAAGGUCAAAGUGGAGGAGUCAAGCAAUCCAAUUGACACAUCAAAUGCAAUCGGAUGCAGCAAUUUUCCCGUGGUGACAUUUGAAACGGUUAAAAAUUUGUACGAAAAAUUCAUUAAAAUCAUUUCAUUGAUUGGACCGUGUAAACGCAUCGGCGCAAAAGAGGUGAAAAAAUCCAGCCGCUCAAAUGCAACAACAACACCUGUCUACGCAACAAGGGAAAUUAUUAAGCAAGUUUCGGAUGUUAUAUGGAAUUCAUUAAUUCGAAGCACGUACAAGGAUCGUGCACAUUUACAAAGUUUAUACAGUUAUUUGGCGGACAAUAAAUUGGAUUGUUUCGGUGUGGCAUUUGCCGUUGUUGCUGGACUUCAACAGUUGGGCUAUGACGAUGCUCAUUUGGCUAUAUCGGAAGACCAUGCUUGGGUGGUGUUUGGAAAAACUGGCGAGGAAACAAUUGAAGUUACCUGGCAUGGAAAAGGUGCUGAGGACAAACGUGGUCAAUCGGUGACGACGGGCUAUGAAUCGCAUGCAUGGCUUUAUUUAUCUGGGAAUCCGGUCAUCUGUGAUAGGUUUAUUGAGGUUGGUGCUAUAGUUUCUUCGAUAAAUCCAUCAUUGAGCAUGACCAGUGCAUGCUUGGAAGUGGCCGAACUACAGCAACAACUACUCUGGCUGCUUCAUGACAUGAACCAUCUGCAGCGAUAUCCAAUGGCGCUGGGGUGUUUAGGCGAACUUGAGGAGGUCCAAAAAACACCAGGACAACCAUCUUGCUUAGAAUUAUACCAAGCGGCUGUUGAAUCAGCUCAAAUCCACUACAAAAAUCAUCAUGUGUAUCCGUACACAUAUCAAGGAGGCUAUCAUUACCGGCAAAAACAGUACAAAGACGCAUUUUCCGCAUGGGCAAAUGCUGGCGAUGUGAUACGAUUAUUUAUUUAUUCGCGUGACGAUGAAGAAAUCUACAAGGAAUUUUUGGACAUCGCUAACGAGCUCAUACCGCACAUUAUGAAAAUGGAAAGCUCUGGACAUUCAGCGAAAAGCAUACUAAGAGAUCCACAUUGCUUUGCAAACUUGCUGAGAUUCUACGAUGGAAUUUGUUACUGGGAACAGGGUUCGUUAACGCCCAUUCUUCAUAUCGGAUGGGUUAAACCGCUGGUAACGACGAUUUCUCGGUUUGACGGUGAGAUUCGAUCUCAAGUGAUAAUCCACUGUGCAAAAGACGAAGACGACGUAAACGAGGCAAAUACAUCUAUUCGAUCGGAGAACAACAACAAUGACGUUUCAAUGGCGCCCAACAAUCCGGAUUCAAAUGACAAAAAGCCAAAAAAUGGCGAUGAUUCAAGUGACAAAUCAGAAACCGUUCGAACAACAUUGGUCGAAGCACUAACAGCUGCAUGUGGUGAGAAGAUUUUGAAUCCAGAUUUUCUUCUGCAGGGCGGUGGAAAGCCAUUUGCUGAGUCGCAAGUAAAAUCCGAACGCUAUGAUGAGAGUGAGAAACAACUUUUGCUCUUGGCGCAAACAUCACCGCGUCACGGAGGAUGUGAUGAAGCAUCGGCUGAAUCCAAUGAGAAACAUUCGAAUGAGGUGAAAACGGAACCAAAACCCGCUGCUGCUGAUGAUGAAAGUAAGGCAACGAUACCAUCAGUUGGUCCCGUAUUCAAGGAAACAGCCGAUGAUGAAAUAAUCAUUCCAAAACGACCCGAAAUCACUCUUUACAGUCAGAAAAUGAAAGGAUUGAAAGACUUGCUGCUGGCCGAAAAGCUGAACACCCAUGCGAUAUCACUGCAAUUGACCGCACAAUCACAAGUGCAAGUGGCCGGCAGGAAGAGCAGAUCGAUUGGUGCCAUAAACUAUGCAACAAGCACGAAACGGAGUCGACGUGAAUAAACAUCACCGCAAAGCAUAAAUUGAAAAAAAAAAAUGAAAUGAAACAAAAUAAUUCCGUAGCAAAAACAACCAUUAAAAACCUUUUUUCAUAUUUUCUUCAAUUGAUCUAUAAAAAAAAAUUGCGCAAAAAGAAAUGUCAACAGUUAAUUAGUUCCACCAGAAAUGGAACAAUCAAAAAUUCUUAAUGGAAAAGCCUGUGAUUCAAAGAAAAUAAUAUUUUUUAAUAUCACAACAAGAAAAAAGGAGGAAAAAAUAUGAACCUUUUGUCAAAUAUCACAUGAGUGUAAUGAGCCCAUUUUUUGAAAUUUAUUUAAUUUUGUACACAAAAAAAGCGUGAGAAACGAUUGGUAAACAAAUGGUUUUGGGUUAGGAAAUUGAGUGCGCCGUAUUUGAUGGCAAAUAGAAUGUAUAUUUCUGUUAUGAUAUUGUUGGCUUUUUGAUGCAGUGCAAAUACGGUGAAGACACAAGCGCCGUUUUGCACUGUUUCUAAGAAUGAAUUUGUUUAUUUUCCAAUACAAACCGAAAGUGAGAGAUGAGUGCUAUAUUUAUAUGGAAUGGAAUAAGUUAUUGUUAAAGGAUUGCAUUGAAAAAGAAAGUGUUGACAUUUUUUUUAAAUUAAUUUAAUUUAUUUUUGGUACAACUGAAUGAUGAAAAAAGCGAUUGGGAUAGGGAAAUGAGUAAAAAAAUUUUUUUUUCGAUUUUACGCUUUCAAUUUUAUUUUACGUAAUAUUUUUUCUGCAAAAUACACAACGAACGAUUUUGUUUGUUUCUUUGAAUCAUUUUCUUUUAAUCAUGUCAAUCUUUUUUUCUUCUGAAAUUUGAAAACAACUAAUGAAGUGCAUAUAUUUCUAAUGAGUGACAUAUUUUCGUAUUGUUGACAUUUGUUGAACCCAUUCUCAACGCGCAUUUAAAGAAAAAUCCACUGUUAAUUUUAUCUGCAAUAAAUAGUCUCUGUGUAGUGCAACCACUGGAAUCAAAAUAAAAUAGAUGUGUUAAUUCUCUGCAAGAAUAAUUACAACAAAAUAAUAGUACAAUAGACGGGUAAAACAAACAACAACAACAAAACAGGUUUUCAAACAGACAGCAAAACUGAAUCUAAUUUCUUGCCAUGCUGAAAAUAAUCAGUCAGAAUCCCAUAUGAAUCAAAUAAUCUCUGAUUUUCCAAUGUUUGAUAUAUGUUUUAGAUUGACAAAAGUAGAUUUUAUGUGCAAAUAUUUAUGAAAACAAACCACAAUUUAAUCUGAAUGUUAAACACUCAUAAUGAAACAGAACGGGAAAUAAUCACCGGAAAAAUAAAACAAUAAUUGAAUCGCUGCGGAAAAAGUCCGAGACUUUUAUCGAAAUGUUUUCGUAUUGUGGACAAUUUUCGUAUAUAACAAUUAUUUUUGGCUGAAUUAAAUUCAUCGUACACAAAAAGACACUAUGAAACGUCAUUACUCAAAAACGCCUCCAUGUACUGUCCGAAUUUGGCGUUCUAGUCGUGAUUGUAGAACAACGUAAUUCUUCUUUUUAUUGUAUGCGACGAAUUCAAGUUCCAAACUUCUGUUCCUUGCGAAAACUGCGAUAAAGUCUGUAAUUUUUCUCAGCAGUUCAAUUUUAUUAACAAAAAACUAAAACUAAACAGAAACAACACAGAAAAUAAAACCCACACAGAAUUCCCUGACAAACAAAAGUCGUAUGCAUUCACUUCCUUGGAUUUAAAUACAAACGAUGUAUUUUUAACAUAUUUAUUUAGAUAAUUAAUUUAUUUUCGGACCCAAAUAUCUUUUAAUGUUUGCUUUGAGCAAAAUUCCAUUGUUUUAAUUCUCAAUUCCGUGACUUGUGCAUGUAAGUUAUUAUCACAGCUUAAGUUUUAAUCAGCAAGUGCUUUUUUUCGUUGUUUUAAACAAUUUGGUUUUAUUUUGUGAUUUUUAAUUUUUUUCACACUCCUUCAUUUUAUUUAUUAUUUUUAUAAAAGAAAAAAAGGAAACCGACGCGCAUUUCAAAAUACUUUUCAAAUGAAAUAAAUCUAUAUUUUUAUGUAAAAUUCUUAUUUGUGUUGUAUUGCAAGACAGAAACAAAUAUAAUCUCUCUUGAUGUGCUUUUAGAAGUAUUAGAAAAAAUGUACAAUCCAAAAUAAAUCUGAAUAAAUGAAGCAAUAGAAAUAAA
Molecule: messenger RNA, 6108 nt
Organism: Sitodiplosis mosellana (orange wheat blossom midge)
Lineage: Eukaryota; Metazoa; Arthropoda; Insecta; Diptera; Cecidomyiidae
Gene: Mnn1
Product: menin
Exons: 4
Coding region: 1729-3960 (743 amino acids)
Biological process (GO): negative regulation of cell cycle; negative regulation of cell population proliferation; regulation of transcription by RNA polymerase II
Cellular component (GO): chromatin; histone methyltransferase complex; nucleus
Molecular function (GO): transcription cis-regulatory region binding; chromatin binding; Y-form DNA binding
Source: RefSeq, a predicted model, not a curated record